GGCUGCGUUCAGUCACUAGCAGGAAAAGACACGCUAACUGGACUUUUGUCAGCGUUUUCUCCCUGGCAGGCUCACUCAGCGCUGCAGAGCGGAGAUGGAGUGGUCGCUGGAGAGUGUGAGGGAGAUGGUGGCUGGUGGGAUGCAGUCCAUCAGGGAGUGUGAGGUCUGUGCUUUUGCCAUCAGUGUGUGUGUGCUGCUGUUGUUUAUGUGGUACUGUUACAGGGUGGGUCGAGAGCACGGCUCCAGCCCUUUGCGCAGCCGCUAUCUGACCGGAUCCGGGAGAAUUGGAGGGGUGGUUGGGGGCUUCAUGAGUUCAGACUGCCGAGGUAAAGGAAAAGGGAAGCACGGAUUAAUGCUGGAAGACCAGAAUGGCUUUGCAUUCUGCCAGUCAUCAGAAUGUUUCCGCUGCACCAGUGCCGGCGAGAGUCUGAACCAGAGGCUCUACCACAGCCUGCAGGAUUACGCCAAACGCUAUACCUGGUCAGGCAUGGGCAGGGUGCACAAAGGGGUCCGUGACCAAGGCCGACACCUCAGCAGCCGGCCCACCAUCCAGCGGCCAGAGGUCUUCUUCCUCCCUGACCUCCCCUCAGCUCCUUUCUUCUCCAGGGAAGUCCAGAGACACGAUGUGGAGUUGCUGGAGCAGAGCUUCCCCACCCUUCUGGCUGAGUUUGAGAGCAUCUACCACCAGCCUCCUGUACGGAGUGGCUCCUCCCUCCCACCAGGGUGGAAAGUUAACAGCACUCCCUGCGGCCAGUGGUGGACCUACUACCUGGUCAACCAAGGCACCCCUCUGGUGCUGAAUGUCCGGAGGUGUCCACGGGCCUGGAGGGUGCUUGGCCAGCUGCGCACCUUUAUCGCCAACAAUGUUUUCGGGAAUGCCUGCUUCUCUGUGCUGACACCUGGAGCUCUAAUCACAGAGCAUUACGGUCCAACCAACGUGAGGCUGCGCUGCCACUUAGGUCUCAGAGUGCCCCCUUCCUGUGAGCUGGUGGUUGGAGGAGAACCGCAGUGCUGGUCUGAGGGCAGCUGUUUGCUGUUUGACGACUCCUUCCUCCACAGGGCCUUCCACGAGGGCGGUGCAGAGGACGGCCCCAGGGUGGUCUUCAUGGUGGAUCUGUGGCACCCCAAUGUGGCCGCUGCUGAGAGACAAGCGCUGGACUACAUUUUUACGCCUGGCCGCUUAGAGGACAAGGAGGGGAAAUAAGUGUGAGUGAGAGUCGAGGCGGGUGGUGUUUGUUUGUGGGAUCCAGGAGCAGCGGCGUUUCUGCCACCGGACCAGCUCUCGUCUUCACUGUGUACAUAUCCUCCACGUCAUCAUGACUCUGAACAGCUGAGCUAACAUUGGGCCUCUUUUAUCAACCUGCUGCUCUGACGUCUGUGUGUGACAUGUGGCCACGUUUAUAACAGCCCACUUUAAACAAAUGGCUUUAUGCUUCCUCAUAUCAUAGUUUAGAAACUAUAACUUCUAAAUUAUUGAAAAUUCAAUGCAUUUUUCUACUACAUUGGGAAGUCUUGACACUUAAUAAUAAUAAUAAUAUCCGUUUAUAUACAUAGGGCUUCCCAGGAAUGACAAAAGAAACUCCAGUAAUAAAAGUACAACACAACAAUGCAAAAAAAAAAAAAAA
Molecule: messenger RNA, 1625 nt
Organism: Thalassophryne amazonica
Lineage: Eukaryota; Metazoa; Chordata; Actinopteri; Batrachoidiformes; Batrachoididae
Product: aspartate beta-hydroxylase domain-containing protein 2-like
Exons: 3
Coding region: 95-1204 (369 amino acids)
Source: RefSeq, a predicted model, not a curated record